Molecule: messenger RNA, 1415 nt
Organism: Coregonus clupeaformis (lake whitefish)
Lineage: Eukaryota; Metazoa; Chordata; Actinopteri; Salmoniformes; Salmonidae
Product: sodium/bile acid cotransporter 4-like
Exons: 3
Coding region: 130-1410 (426 amino acids)
Biological process (GO): bile acid and bile salt transport
Cellular component (GO): membrane
Molecular function (GO): bile acid:sodium symporter activity
Source: RefSeq, a predicted model, not a curated record
CCUCGAGUUUAAUCCUCUGUCAUUGGUGACAGCGCGCGAUGACGUUGCACCACCAGGGGACCACAGUUUACGCACUGGCACCUUCAGGGGGACACCGUCUGUGGAGAGCUUCUGUACCCUGGUAAGGCGAUGGAGAACUCAAGUAUGGUGGUCACUGAUGUUCCAACUGCUGGCCUAACAGAAAUCCUCAACUUCACCAUGAAUGACACCAUCUCCCGACUCUACGAAGGCUUCACAGAUGAGCUCACCAUGACAGAAUUACGCGUAACGAACGACCAGGUAUCUCUGAAAGUUCUCAGGACUGCGGUUGCUGCUGGGCUUCGGGCUAAACUGCCGCCGACGGAACCCGCUCACUUGGUGGUUGCCUUUUGGGAUUCUCCGCUAAGUCACGGAAUCAAUGUGUUUGUAGGGAUUGUCCUGUGCUUCACCAUGCUGGGGCUAGGGUGUACGGUAGAUGUGAGCCAGCUUGGGGAACAUAUCCGCAGACCCAUCGGGGUUCUGCUGGCGCUAGUGUGCCAGUUUGUUAUCAUGCCCCUGGUCGCCUUCCUGCUUGCUUUGGCAUUCUCUCUCGACGAUGUGGCGGCUAUGGCCGUUCUACUGUGUGGCUGCUGUCCAGGAGGAAACCUAUCCAACAUCAUGUCCUUAUUAGUGAAUGGGGAGAUGAAUCUGAGCAUCAUCAUGACCAUUUCCUCCACGGUCCUAGCGCUGGUUCUGAUGCCGCUGUGUCUGUGGAUAUAUAGCCGCGCCUGGAUCAACACCCCGGUGGUCAAUCUGAUGCCGUUCGGCGCGAUCAUCCUCACCCUCUGUAGCACUCUCAUCCCCAUUGGUCUGGGGGUCGUGCUCCGGUACCGCUACAACCGGGCGGCAGACAUCGUUUUAAAGGUGUCCCUGUGGUCUCUGCUGGUGACCCUGGUGAUGCUGUUCAUCAUGACGGGGGCCAUGUUGGGGCCAGAGCUGCUGGCUACCAUCCCUCCAUCUGUCUAUGUGGUGGCUGUCCUGAUGCCUGCAUGUGGCUACGCUGCAGGCUAUGGCCUGGCCACACUGUUCGACCUACCGCCCAACAGCCGUAGGACCGUGUCACUGGAGACCGGGUGCCAGAACGUGCAGCUCUGCACAGCCAUCCUGAAGAUGGCCUUCCCACCACAGCUGAUGGGGGGCAUGUAUAUGUUCCCUCUACUCUACGCUCUCUUCCAGGCCGCUGAGGCCGGCAUCUUCAUCCUGGCCUAUCGGAUGUACAGGAAAGAGGUUCUACACAAACCAGACACAAACCCACUAGGGGACAACAGGGAUAUUGGAUAUAAUAGGUUUGAAGACGAGGAUAUGGGCUUUGACACUUCUUACGGGGCAGUGACCAUGAGUGACCCAAAUCUCAUCAUGCUGGAGCCUUGUCCGGACUCUACUCCUGUUUAGUGUGC